Molecule: messenger RNA, 1545 nt
Organism: Corticium candelabrum
Lineage: Eukaryota; Metazoa; Porifera; Homoscleromorpha; Homosclerophorida; Plakinidae
Exons: 8
Coding region: 1-1545 (514 amino acids)
Biological process (GO): protein phosphorylation
Molecular function (GO): protein serine/threonine kinase activity; ATP binding
Source: RefSeq, a predicted model, not a curated record
AUGGCGGAUGUGGUAAAGAGAGCGAUGAUUGUGUGGAACGAGACGUCGUGGGGUUCUGAUCUCAAACAUGCAGAGUUUUCGAUAAUAAAAGUAGAUAGGCUAGAAGAUUUUUGUCAUCACGAGGACUUUGUAGCAAUAGCUGUCUUGAGAUACGCUAAUGAAGAAGCUGGUGACCGUUGCCACGUAAAAAAUUUGGAUUUCUAUCUUAGUAAGUUGCCAGCAGGAUUUUCUCGAGAAGCCUUCUAUUAUAGACCUCUGUUAGCUACACCUUCAUUUGGUCCUUGGUAUUCGAAGCAACUGAAGCUGGUCUUCCAGUUUGACAAGACAAGGCCGUUUCAAGCGGGAGUUCCUGAACAUGUCAUUCAAGGCAGAACCGGCCACAAAACCCUGCAAGCAUUGAGACAAUACCAAGAGCCAUCUGAAUUGCAGCAAAUGGCAGCGUGCAAAGUUUUGGAUAAUGGCCAUGCGUACACAGAUUUCACUGACGCAAAAGUCAAGGAGUCGGGAGAGACACGAAGUAGUCCAGCUCCAGUUGGUCAAAGUACAGAAGCAACAUCAGAGCAGCAGCAGCAACUGGAAGAUCUGUUCACAUUGUUGCCUCCUGAACGAGAACAUGUAAAUUUCACGCAGACCUCUUCCACCACACAAAAGCAUUUUCGAGAAUCUGAGACGAAGCGAGACGGGGAAUUAGUUCAGAGUUUGAUACAACAGAUAGAACAGUUGCAACGUGACGUAGUAGCUAAAUACAGGGAAAUGGCAGAAAUGAGAAAGCAGAAGGAGAAUGAAGCAGCUGAUGUAGAACAGAUGAGGCAACAAAUUAAAGAUCUAGAAACGGCACUGAGAGUCGAAAAAGUAGAAAGAGAAAAUGCUGUAAGCGAAGAGAGAAGACGAGGCGCAAUGCGAGAGGAACGCUUACAAGUAGACAAGCUUAAUCUUCAGAGACAACUUGAGGCCUUGCAGCGCUUGCUAAACGACGUACAAGUACAAAAGUCCAACAUCGAAGAGCUGCUGUCAGAUGCUGAAGCUACAAUUGAACGAUACGAAGAGAGAGAACAAACCGAAGUUUUAUGUAUUGCUUCACAUAACAUUCAGCUCACAGACACAAAACUAGGAGGUGGAUCAUAUGGAGAGGUUCGCAUUGGAUAUUGGCGUGACUGUCCGGUUGCUGUCAAAAUUCUGUAUAAAGAUCUGAUUUCAUCACCUUUUUACAUUCGUCUUUUACAACAAGAAGUGUCUGUCGCAUGGAAGAUUCACCAUCCAAAUAUCGCGGCAGUUUGUGGUGUCACUUUGGAGUUAGGCGAAGAAGAGAAGAAAGCAUGGAUUAUCAUGGAAUUGAUGAACGGUUCCAUGUCGUGUGUCAUCUAUGCGUGCAAAGGAGAAAUUUUGCCUCUCACUUUACGAGAAAUGGUUGAUAUGGCACACGAUUCUUUGUGUGGACUCGAUUACCUUCACUCCAUGCAACCUAAGGCUAUUCUUCAUGGCGACAUCUGUCCAAGAAACAUUCUUGUCACUUCAACAAUGAGAACCAAACUGGGCGAUCUAUGA